AUGUUUUCCGAACCAACUCAUCCCAAAAUAGCUGCUGGUAAUCAUGAGGGUUACAUGGAGUAUGCUCUGGAGCAGGCUCGACAUUCGCCACCUGCACCUACCAAGUUCUGCGUAGGAGCUGUCCUCGUCGACGCGGAUGAGAACAAGAUACUGUCAACUGGGUGGUCACUGGAACUACCAGACAACAACCCAGAAGACCCAGGAAAGACGCAUGCAGAGCAGUGUUGCUUCAUCAAAGUAGGACAGGAACACAACCUUCCGGAAGCGCGACUCUGUGAGGUACUGCCGCGAAACACCAUCCUGUAUACAACGAUGGAGCCAUGCAACGAGAGGUUGAGUGGAAACAAACCAUGCGUUGACAGAAUACUGGCAUUGAAGGAAUGUAUCAAGGCCGUGUACAUCGGGAUCAAGGAGCCAGAAAAUUUUAUCGAUCAGAGAAUUCUCAUCGCAGGGCGGCAACGUCUACAGGACGCAGAAAUACAGGCUGUGUUUGUUGAGGGUAUGGAGGACCGUAUUCUUGAGGUUGCUUUGGCAGGCCAUUAA
This is a messenger RNA of Cadophora gregata, 543 nucleotides long. RefSeq lists its product as uncharacterized. The transcript has a single exon. NCBI's taxonomy places the organism in Eukaryota, Fungi, Ascomycota, Leotiomycetes, Helotiales, Ploettnerulaceae. Gene Ontology annotation, molecular function: catalytic activity. The record is from RefSeq and is a predicted model, not a curated record. Bases 1 to 543 code for a protein of 180 amino acids.